Nannospalax galili (Upper Galilee mountains blind mole rat) is the source of this 1803-nucleotide messenger RNA. It is a transcript of the gene Tdp2, whose product is annotated as tyrosyl-DNA phosphodiesterase 2. Gene Ontology annotation, molecular function: 5'-tyrosyl-DNA phosphodiesterase activity; single-stranded DNA binding. Gene Ontology annotation, cellular component: cytoplasm; PML body. The transcript has 7 exons. The record is from RefSeq and is a predicted model, not a curated record. Bases 80 to 1186 code for a protein of 368 amino acids. Gene Ontology annotation, biological process: double-strand break repair. NCBI's taxonomy places the organism in Eukaryota, Metazoa, Chordata, Mammalia, Rodentia, Spalacidae.
AACCGCAUCUGCUGCCAGUCCGGCAGGAAGCGCGGCCCGUACCGAGUGAGGAGGGGGUGUCGACCGGGCGGGCGUCGGCAUGGAGUCCGGGAGCCGGCCCGAGGCGGCGGCGGAAGAGAAGCCGGAGGGGCGUGGCCCGCCGGACGAGGAGGACUUGGAGCACCGCGUGAAUAGGCGGCGGUUCAAGUGCAUGGAGUUCGCGCUGGUGGCCAAGUGCGACACCACCAUGGCGCACACCUUCCUGCGCGAGAACGGCUGGGAGAUGCAGAAAGCACUCAGCGCCUUCUUCGAGCCGCCUGAGAACGACCCCGCCUGGCCGAAGCAGCCCCCCGCCUUCUUCAAGUCCGAGGCCUAUGUUGACCUGACCAACGAGGAGGAUGAAGCUGAUACCACCGUUCUGGAAACCUGCCCGGUAGGAAUUAAUCUAGCCGAGAGCACCAUUGUCUCCUUCAUUACCUGGAAUAUUGAUGGAUUGGAUGGAAACAAUCUACCACAGAGAGCUCGAGGGGUGUGUUCCUCCUUAGCUUGGUAUGGUCCAGAUUUGAUAUUUCUACAGGAAGUUACUCCCUCAUACUGUGCCUACCUGAAGAAGAGAGCAAGCAGUUACAGGAUCAUUACAGGUAACGAAGAAGGCUAUUUCACAGCUAUACUGUUGAAGAAACAGAGAGUGAAAUUUAUAAGUCAAGAGAUUGUUCCUUUUCCAAAUACCAAAAUGAUGAGAAACCUUUUAUGUGUGCAUGUAAGCUUGACUGGACGUGAAUUCUACCUUAUGACAUCCCAUUUGGAGAGCACCAGAGAACACGCCGCGGAACGAAUGGAUCAGUUGAGAAUAGUUUUUCAGAAAAUGCAAGAGGCCCCCGAGUCAACGACUGUCAUAUUUGCAGGAGACACAAACUUAAGGGAUCAAGAGGUGACUAGGUGUGGUGGCCUGCCCAGCAAUGUUUUUGACGCCUGGGAGUUCUUGGGCAGGCCGAAGCAUUGUCGGUACACGUGGGACACACGCACCAACACUAACCUCAGAAUCCCUGCUGCUUGUAGCCAUCGUUUUGAUAGGAUCUUUUUCAGAGCAGAAGAGGGCCACCUUCUUCCCCAAAGUUUAGACCUUGUCGGGAUGGAAAAGCUAGACUGUGGGCGAUUCCCUAGUGACCACUGGGGCCUCCUGUGCAGCUUUCAUGUGGUGCCGUGAGCCACUUUCCUGAACGCUGGUGGUUCUGGGUGUUUGCAGAUCUGAAGGGUGUGGAGAGCCAGAUGUGAUGGAUGAUUGAGGAGCUGUGUCAGUAGAGGUCAUUAAAGAGCAAACCGCCCGGCUCUUGGCUGCAUUGCUUCUGUUUCCUUAAUUCAGGCCAUGGUGUCCGCAGUAAGUAGAUAGCAACUGUCUGUCAGAUGGGGUCUUUGUGAACUGUCAUGUGUGAUGACAGAGUCUCCAUUUCAGUCUGGUAACUGCUGGUCAGUGUCAGUUUUGUUGUUGUGUGACACAGGCUUGCAGGUGAAACCCAGCUCUACAGCAACAUGGAGACAGGGUCUCAUGGAGACCAGUCUGUCUGGCCAGUCACUCAAACCCUUCUGCCCCUCCCUCCUGAGUGCUGGGAUUAACGAUGUGCAUGGAAAUUUUGUUUUGUUUUCUUUUUUUUUUUUUUUGAGAGGAAAAGUCAUGGAGAAAGAAACUUUGAGUUUUGUUGCUGGUAAGAAGAAAAAAUUUUGCAGGAAGUGAAUCCAGAAUACUUUUUUGUAAGACUUAAAUGUUCUUUAAAGAAAAUAUCCACAAGAGAAGUGUACUGUAAAUAAAGCAUUUUACUUGUCAUA